Messenger RNA from Cygnus olor (mute swan), 4372 nucleotides. Its product is annotated as toll-like receptor 13. The transcript is spliced from 3 exons. Lineage: Eukaryota; Metazoa; Chordata; Aves; Anseriformes; Anatidae. The record is from RefSeq and is a predicted model, not a curated record. Gene Ontology annotation, molecular function: protein binding; transmembrane signaling receptor activity. The coding region runs from base 88 to 3144 and encodes 1018 amino acids. Gene Ontology annotation, cellular component: membrane. Gene Ontology annotation, biological process: immune response; toll-like receptor signaling pathway; inflammatory response.
UGGAGGGGAAGUUGGGGGACAUGUGGGGGACAUGUGGGGGGACAUAGGGAUAUGGUGACAUGAGGGGGACAUGGGGGACAUCGGGGGAUGUGGGUAGAUCGGGAUAUGGGGACUUGGGGACACUGGGGGCAUGGGGACCCGAUGCAUCAGGCCGUUGAAGCAGAUGCUGGGGACAGGAGAAAGCAGCCGAGGAUGACCGAACCAGCAGACGGGAUGGCAUGGCCCCGCCCCUCCCGGUCCUCCCCCUUCCUCCCCCUCCUCCUCCUCCCAGCCCGCCACCCCCUGGCCGUGCUGGUGGCAGUGACGGUGAUGGUGAUGCUGCCUCCGCCCGCGCUCCCCUAUGGCUUCCGCAACUGCAUCGAGGCCGCCUGGGCCCCGGGAGUCUUCCGCUGCAUCCAACGCUACCUGGAGUCCCCGGGGCCGGCCGUGUCUGACCUCCCACCACGGGCCUACGCCCUCAACCUCUCCCACAAUGCCCUGCGCCUCCUGCCACCAGCCUCCUUCGCCCGCCUGCCUCACCUCCGCAGCCUCGACCUGGCCUACAACCGCCUGCAGAGCCUCGCCCCCGGCGCCUUCGAUGGCCUUGGGGAGCUCUUGGCCCUUGACCUGUCCUAUAACCACUUGGCCACCUUGGCUGACGGCGUCUUCGCCGGCUUGGGCAACCUGUCGUCGCUCUGGCUGCGGAGGAACCCGCUGAGCUCGGUGUCCCCAGGGGCCUUGGCGCCCUUGGUCAACCUCCAGUGCUUGUCGCUGCGGGGAGGGAGGCUGGGAGGGUUGGGGGCAGUGGCGGAGGCGGUGAAGGGCCUGGGGAGGCUGCGGGCCUUGGACCUGUGCUGCAACAACUUGACGGCGCUGGGGCCGGGCCCACCGCUGCCGGCCUCAUUGGUCAACCUGCAGCUGUGCAACAACUCGCUGGGGGGGCUGCUGGGGGCCAGCCCGGCCACCCUGAGGCACGUGCGGACCCUCGACCUGUCCUACAAUGGCAUCUCGCAGGCAGAGGCCUUCAUCCCGCUCCGCCUGCGUAACCUCAGCCUCCUCCACCUCUCCGGCAACCCCUUGGAUGUCUUCCGCCUCCUGGAGGUCUCUGACAUCCGUCCCCACAGCCUGGAUUUCUCCGGGUUGGUGCUGGGGGAAGGCGGGGUGGACAAGGUGUGCUGGUGGCUGCUGGGUCCCCGGGCCUUGUGGAGGCUGAAGCUGCAACACAACAGGUUGCAGAAGCUGCCGAAUGGCACGCUGGCCUCCUGCCCCGUGCUGAAGGAGCUGGACCUGUCCUACAACCGGCUGCGGUGGGUGGGCUGCGUGGGCGGUUUGCUGCGGGGGGAGCAGCAGGGGGAGCUGGCGGUGUUGACAGUGGAGCACAACCUCCUGCAGCGGCUGCCUUCCUGCCGGGGGGCCACGGAGCUGCCGCGCUUGUACAAUGUCUCCUUCCGCUACAACCGCAUCCUGACCAUCGGGCCCAGAGCCUUCGCCUACGCCCCGGCCCUGCGGGUGUUGAAGCUCAACAUCAACAGCUUGGCCCGGCUGGACCGGGAGGCUCUGCGGGGGCUUCGCAACCUGACGGAGCUGCGGCUGGACAACAACCUCCUGACCGACCUCUACCCCGGCUCCUUCGCUGACCUCGGCAGCCUGCGUACCCUCAACCUGCGCAACAACCGCGUCUCCGUCCUCUUCCCCGGUGUCUUCGGGGGCUUGGCCAGCCUCCAGACCUUGGACCUGGGGGGCAACAACCUGCGCCACUUGGCCUCCCGGUCGCUGCUGGGGGUGCCCAUCCUGAGGAAGCUGUACCUGGACCGCAACCGGCUGCUGGAGGUGCGCAGCGAGGUCUUCGCCCCGGUGCAGGCCACCUUGGGUGUGCUGGACCUGCAGGCCAACAACCUGCAGUACAUCACGCAGCGGCAGCGGCAGCAGCCGCCCUUCCGCAACCUCAGCCACCUCUACGACCUGAAGAUGCAGGCGCAGCAGCCCUACGGGCUGAAGGUGCUGCCCCACCGCUUCUUCCAGGGACUGGUGGGGCUGCAGUCGCUGUCGCUGUCGCAGAACAAGCUGUUGGCCAUCCCUGCCGAUGUCUUCCAGGAUCUGGGCCAGCUGAAGUUCCUGACGCUGGCCGACAGCAGCAACGGGAUGCAGGAUCUGCCUGACGGUGUCUUCAGGAACCUGGGCAACCUGCACACCCUGGACCUGGAGAACGUGGGGCUGCACUCGCUCACCCUGGAGGUCUUCGGCAACCUCAGCCGGCUGCGGGUGCUCAAGUUGGCCAAGAACGAGCUGAAGACCUUCAACUACAGCGUGGCCAGCCGGCUGCCCUCCCUGCGCUACGUGGACCUGCGCAAGUGCCCGCUGAGCUGCACGUGUGACAACACAUGGCUGCAGAGCUGGCUGAACAACAGCCGCGUGCAGGUGGUCUACCCCUACAACUACACCUGCGGCUUGCACCACCAUGCCUACGUCUACAGCUUUGACACCCGUGUCUGCUUCCUGGACCUGGGCUUCUACCUCUUCACCGGGACAGUGCCGGUGGUGCUGCUGCUGCUGGUGGUGCCCGUGGUCUACCACCGUGCCUACUGGCGGCUGAAGUACCACUGGUACCUGCUGCGGUGCUGGGUCAACCAGCAGUGGCGGCGGGAGGAAGAGCGCUACGUCUAUGACAGCUUUGUGUCCUACAACUCGGCCGACGAAAGCUGGGUGCUCCAGGAGCUGGUGCCCGAGCUGGAACGCGACUCCUUCCGGCUCUGCCUGCACCACCGUGACUUCCAGCCGGGCCGCAGCAUCAUUGACAACAUCGUGGACGCCGUCUACAACAGCCGGAAGACGGUGUGCGUGGUGAGCCGCAGCUACCUGCGCAGCGAGUGGUGCUCCAUGGAGGUGCAGCUGGCCAGCUACCGGCUGCUGGACGAGCGCCGCGACGUCCUGGUGCUGGUGCUGCUGGAGGACGUGGGCGACGCCGAGCUGUCCGCCUACCACCGCAUGCGGCGGGUGCUGCUGCGGCGCACCUACCUGCGCUGGCCCCCCGAGCCCCCCGCCCAGCCCCUCUUCUGGGCGCGGCUGAAGAAGGCGUUGAGGUGGGGGGAGGGGAGCGAGGAGGAGGUGGAGAAAGGCUUGGGGGCAGGGACGGGUAGGUGUGGGGAGGGAGAGGAGCAGGCGUAGUUGGGGGGGACAAGUGGACAUUGGGUGGAGGAGAACCAGCCAUAGGGUGGAGGACACCGACUGGCCAUAGGGUGGAGAAGAACCAUCUAUAGGGUGAAGGCCAACAACUGGCCAUAGGGUGGAGAACCAGCCAUAGGGUAGAGAACCAACCAUAGGGUGGUGGAGACCAACUGGUCGUAGGGUGGAGAACCAGCCAUAGGGUGGAGGACAACACCUGGCCAUAGAGGUGGAGGAGAACUGGCUAUAGGGUGGAGGACAACUGCCUGUAGGAAGGCCCACAGUAGGGCUGUUCUCACCCCAAUCCAACUGUUCCCCUCCAAACAGACCCCAAAAUGGUUUAGCUGAUCCCAGCCUGCUGGUUCCCCUCCAGUCAGACCCAUAAAGAUUUUUAUCACACCAAAACACCGUGCUCCCCUUCCAAAGGACCCAAACACGGCUUUUCUCAGCCCAAAAUACCAGAUUCCCCUCUGAAAUGAUCCCAAACCAGCUUUUCUCACUCCAAAGCACCUGUUGCCAUACAGGACACCCUCCCUCCCCCCCCCCAAAAAAAAGCUUUUAUUACCCCAGACGGCCAGAUUCUCCUCAAAAAGAACUGAAAUCUGGCUUUUCUCAUCCCCAAAAGCCUGUUCCCCUCCUGAAGGAUCCAAAAAUGGCUUUUCUCAUCCCAAACCGCCAGGUUGCACUCUUAAAAGACCCAACAAUUGUUCUUCUCACCCUAAACUGCCAGGUUCCUUUCCAAAUGGACCCCAAGACAACUUUUCUCAACCCAAAAUGCCACAUGCCCCUCUAAAAUGUUCUGAAAGGGGUUUUUCUCACCCCAGACCACCAGCUUUCCCACCUAACAGACCCAAAAAAGGCUUUUCUCACCCCAGACUGACUCUUCCCCUCCAAAAGGAUCCCAAAAGGGCAUUUCUCCCCACAAACUGACAGGUUCCUCUCCGAACAGACCCAAGAACAGCUUUCCUCACCCCAAACUGUCUGUUCCCCUCCAGAAUGACCCCAAACCAGCUUUUCUCACCACAAACUGCCAGGUUUCCCGCUGAAAAGACCGCAAACUGGCUUUUCUCAACCCAAAGCAUGUGUUCUCAUCUCAAAGGACCCAAAAAGUGGUUUUUUUUCUCCCCUAAAGCAGGGCUUGGGGGGCAGUUCCCACAAGGUGCCACUGCCCUGGGGUGUUGAAGCCUCUAUUGUAAGGGGGGUGGGGGGGCAAUAAAGCAAAGAUCCCCCU